Messenger RNA from Mercurialis annua (annual mercury), 1436 nucleotides. Its product is annotated as putative pectate lyase 21. The record is from RefSeq and is a predicted model, not a curated record. NCBI's taxonomy places the organism in Eukaryota, Viridiplantae, Streptophyta, Magnoliopsida, Malpighiales, Euphorbiaceae. The transcript is spliced from 5 exons. Gene Ontology annotation, molecular function: pectate lyase activity. Bases 171 to 1190 code for a protein of 339 amino acids.
UUUGAUAAUCAGUAAAUGGACAAAUCAAGAUUUUAGGACAGGAAUCUAUUUAUUUUAUUAAAAAAAAAGAGCUUAACAACGAAGUAAUCAACGGUAUAACGGUCGAGUGGGACAGCUACAACUGCCGAAUUCUAUGCAUAAGAAAUUGUUGAAUCCUCUAUCAAACCAUCAUGGCAGCGCUUCUAUACGCCGACGUUGACUUCAGUCUCCGAUCUCUGGCGAGCCGAGCCGAGGGGUUUGGCCGGUUCGCCAUUGGUGGCUUGCAUGGCGCCGUUUAUUCUGUCACCACUCUGGCUGAUGAUGGUCCCGGAUCACUUCGCGAGGGUUGCAGGAGAAAAGAGCCACUAUGGAUUGUGUUUGAAGUUUCGGGUACCAUUAAUCUUAACUCAUACUUGAGUGUAUCAUCUUAUAAGACAAUUGAUGGUAGAGGGCAGAGGAUAAAGUUUACAGGAAAGGGCUUAAGACUUAAAGAAUGUGAGCAUAUAAUUAUAUGCAAUCUUGAGUUCGAAGGUGGUAGAGGGCAUGAUGUUGAUGGUAUUCAAAUAAAGCCGAACUCGAAACACAUUUGGAUAGAUAGAUGCAGCCUUCGCGAUUACGACGACGGACUUAUUGAUAUCACUAGACAAAGCACGGACAUCACUGUGUCGAGAUGUUAUUUUGCGGAGCAUGACAAGACGAUGCUUAUUGGAGCGGACCCCUCUCAUGUUGGCGAUAGAUGCAUCCGGGUGACGAUUCACCAUUGUUUCUUUGAUGGAACACGGCAAAGGCAACCUCGCCUUAGAUUUGGAAAAGUUCAUCUAUACAAUAAUUACACUAGGAACUGGGGAAUUUAUGCGGUUUGUGCAAGCGUAGAAUCCCAGAUAUUUUCUCAAUGCAAUAUAUAUGAAGCAGGAGUGAAGAAAAAGACCUUUGAAUAUUACACGGAGAAGGCAGCAGACAAGGAAGAAACUCGGUCUGGCUGGGUAAGAUCUGAAGGAGAUGCAUUUCUCAGUGGAGCUCAACCGUGCUUAUUAACCGGAGUCGGCGAAGAAUGUGUAUUCCACCCAAGCGAGUAUUAUCCGACAUGGACAAUCGAACCACCCUCAGAAUCAUUAAAAGCUCUCAUCCAAAUUUGUGCAGGUUGGCAAGCUAUUCCUCGACCAGCAGAUGAUAUAACGGUUAACUUUCCCGAUCUCGGAAACAACAACUAAACACUUUCCGAUCAAGAAGAUAUGGUAUGAGCGCAAGAAUGUAUUAAAUAUUAUGUAGAAUCACUCAUUUUGAUUUACAGAUCAAACAGAGUAAGAAUCGCAAAGCUACUCCAUGGCUAAUCUCCCUGUCGCUAUUCAUUUUAUUUUGCUGCUCAGUUUAUCUUAAACUUUACAAUGUAAAAUUCACCAACUCUAUAUUGUAAAUAACUACUUUAAAAGCUAAUAAAGUACAAGUAUUGUACAGCA